Porites evermanni is the source of this 19243-nucleotide messenger RNA. Lineage: Eukaryota; Metazoa; Cnidaria; Anthozoa; Scleractinia; Poritidae. The record is from the annotation of a GenBank genome assembly.
AUGAAUGAACGUUCAGGUUCGCCAGAGAUCGAUGUGGUCGGUAGUGGAGAUCAUUCGGAAAUGUUUAACUCAAGAAGUGGUAGAUUGUAUCUGGAGUCGACAAACUGGGCUCACAGAAGAAACCCUUCGCGUUCGGCGAAUGAAAAUGGCGCGAAUCGCCUCGCGGCAAAUACAAACAAUGAAAGAAAUCAAUCGGAAACCGUGAACCUUCGAGUUCGAAACAUGGGAUUUAUUACAGUGAAAAAAGAACCCGAAUCAGAGGAUGACAACGAAGGUGGUUAUUCUCUUAGCUCCUUGCUUGAAGAAUGUGAUUUUGACAAAACCUCGCGUCGAAGGGCUCUGAAAUCGCCUACAUCACUUGCCUUGUCUAAACCGAAGCCUAUGGAAUCCGCCAAACCAGCACCGUCUUCGCAAGGACGACCAAGGCAAAGCUUGGAAAAUGUCAUAAGUUCGUUAAAAUCUGCAAGAGCCAUGAGUGAUAACAAACCCGCUCCAAUUAGCAGGCCAGUUGUGAUGCGUCCUCAAAUUGUCUCUGCCCCAACUCCUGUGUUUUCCUCCCCAGGAACAAAUGGACCCCAGAUUGUUGAUGUUCGAUCCCUUGCAUCAGUGGCAAGACCACCUAUCAAACAACCUGUACCAAUCAGGGGUAUGCUCCCAGCCCAAUAUCAAAUAUCUAUGGGUUCAGCUCUCAAUGCAGGGCAUCCAAGGAGAUGUGCAGCAAAUUCAGCUACCAGUGUGCCUAAUUCUAACACACCAGUUUCUACUACAGCACAAACAACAGUUAUUCCAAGUACAAAACCAGUAAAUAUUCGAUUUGUUUUGCCUGCCAAUGUGCCUUUCAGUACGGAACAAUUUCAACAAGUUCUCCAGGCUACUCUAGCGUCAGUUGCUAGCAGUACAAAGGUGAUAGAACCAAAUCAGUUGCAGCAAGCAAUACAGGCAGCACUGACCUCUGUCACCAAAUCUACUGUUGCUUUUAAUCCAGAACAACUUCAAGAAGCCAUUAAAAGUUCUUUAGCUGCUGCUGGAACAGAUUCAGCACCCAUCUCCCAAGUUAAGAUGGCAACUUUAUCUCCAACUGCUGUUUAUUUGCCAAGAGGUACACAGAGGCAACCACAAACAAUAGCACCAAAACCGCCACCAUUACCGCAAAAGCCGACUGUUAUGCGUGUUGAGACAAGCUAUGGUAGCAAUGAUCCCCCCUCUGUAGUUAGUGUGCCACCUGCUUCAGUAGCCUCUGCGGUAGCAGUGACACAGGCUACUAACAAUUCUCUCCCAGUGGAACGUAAUCUUAGCGAUAAUCAGUCAAGUUCAGAAAGUAUUAGUAUGUCCACUAAUUUGAGCUCAGCAAGAGAUGCACUUAUCAAGGCUCUUCAGAAAAAUCGAGUUUUAAACAGUCCAGCCUCAUGCACCAUUUCUCCUCCUAGUGCAAGUCUUGCAUCAUCUGCAGUCACAUCUGCUAGUGCUGAGACAGAGUCAUUUGAUUUCGACUCGUAUUCGCCCCCAUCAUCUCCUGUACCACCAGUGUCUGUUUCUUCUACGGAUGAGACUGGUCAGGCAAUAUCAUGUUCUAAUAGCAGCCUUACUGGAUCUACACCUCUAACAACAUCAGUAGCUACACCUCUAACAACAACAGUUGCUACACCUCUAACAACAACAGUUGCUACACCUCUAACAACAACAGUUGCUACACCUCUAACAACAACAGUUGCUACACCCUUAACAACAACAGUUGCUAACAGCAGCAAUACAGAUGCUCUUGAUUCACAAAAGGUGUCUACAUUGCCACAGGGAAACCAAUUGAAUACUUCCACAAGUUUCAGUGGAAGAGCUCCAGAGCUAUCAAACAGACACGACUCCAUUACCCCUAUGAAUGUAAAUCCUACUGCAAAGAUUGCAACAUCUUCAAAGGCAGAGAAUGUUAAUGGUCCCAAUCCCCUGCUGGUACCCUCUGCAGCCCCCAUGGCAGCUUUGAAUACCACAUCAGUAAAUUUGCAGAUUUCUCUACCAGUCAAUAUAACACCUGAGCCUGUGAGCAUUAGCAAUGUCAAAAAGCCUACAGGGAAAGGAAACAAGCCUGCCCCUACAGGUUGCGGAUGUUGCUCAAACUGCAAAAAUAUGCCUGUACCAGAUAAAGAUACCUAUGACUGCAACCAUAAAGGAUGUGGCGCUGAGUACACUACUCUACGAGGACUCAGAACGCACCACUAUUACCACCCCACUCACAAACCACUGUUUCCUGUUGAAAAAGCAGCCAAUUCAGUGGAAUAUUUUCUACCCUCUGAACUUGCCAACUCUCACCGCAGUGCGAGACUGCGUGAACUUUUAAAGCAUCUCACCAAUGAAGAAUUAAAAGAAAUUUUCUUACCUCGUGUUGCCAAGACAUUUUCACUUUUUGAGUUAUUAGAAAUGAAGUCUGUUCGUGCUAAUACCGCUCGUGGUCAAGUAUCUGUAUCUGCUUUUAAAAUGUAUAGCGAGUUUGAACGUUUCAGAAAAGAGGUAGAGAAUAGGUUAAUGGAGCUGAUUAUGUUGCCUCAGGGAAAAGGGGGCUUUGUGACUGAAAAGAAGAAAGAAGCUCGCAAGGAUGCACCUGCAGUUAACACAGCUAAAAGUGAUACCAAACCAGAAAGCUCUCCCAAACAACCACCGACAGUUUCUGAUUCAAGUUCAAGCAAUUCCUCUGUUACAAAGAAGAAAGCAGAAACAAUUGUCAUUGAUGAUACAGAAGGCAAACAGAGCACUGUUGCUGCCACGACUGAAUCACUGAAGAAUGGUACAUCAGCUGUUAAACCUUGUCCAAGUCAAGAUAUUUGUAGUGGCAUAUCCCCUAAUGUUUGUGAAGGGGAGAAGACUACCAAGGGCCCAACUUCUGUAGAGAAGAAAUCGGAUGCUUCAGCUAGUGAAUCUGGUGAAAAGAAGCUUGCUGACAAGGAGUCAAAGCAAUCAGAUACAUUGGCACAAUCUGCUAAGGAAGGAAGUGAAGCAGUGAACAGUGCUAAGCCAUCAGAUGAAAAAUCAAGCAAUCAGCAGUUAGAGUCAGAACAGGUGACCCAAACCAAAAGUAGUGUUACUGUUACCAAGGACUCUACAUCAGAACCAAUGGAAACUGAUGAGCUUCAGAGAAAAGAAGUUAGCACUGCAGAAAAAGAAAAGCAGAAAUCUCCUUCGACAGAUGUUAUAAUGGUGGAUGCAGAGGAAAAAAUAGAACCUGUGAACAAAGAAAGUGAUUUGCUUUUAACAGGAAAAGGAAAGGAAACAACCUCACAAGACACUGCUGAUGGCAAGGUUGGCAGUAAGACUCCAGUGCUUAAUGCAGAUGAAAAUAAAUUGAAGGUCUCAACAGAAAAUGAAAAGCAGUCUGCAGUCUCUAGUGGAGAGGAAAAGUCACAGGGAGUAAGUGAAAAACAAAUAAUUUGUGUUGAAGAAGAGCAUAAAGGAGGGACUAAAGCAGUGGGGAAACAAUCUGUGGUAGCUGAGAAGGAAAAAAGUAUGCAAGCUGAAAAUGACAGAGCUGUAAACACUGUUAAAGAUCUUGGCAAUAACUCAAACUCAGGCAGUAAUCUGUGCAAAACUAGAGAUGUCACAGUAGUAGAAAGUACUGAAAAAAAUAUGGCUGGCAGUGGAAACAAAAAGGCACCACAAGUUUCCCUGACAACAGAUAAAGAUUCAAAAGACCAUUCUGUCAAAGAAAAAGUAGUUGAAGAGGGAUGUAAAGAGAUUGAUAGUGGAGGAAAGGAGACUAGCAAGGUUUCAAAAUCAAAUGAGGAAAGUAAUGAAUCAAAUGAACAGUCCACUUCACAGAUGCAAUCUCAGGAACCCAGCGAGAAAGGCAUUGAGGAAGAGAAACAAGGUUCAUCUUGUACAGUACCUUCCAAUGCUGAUUUGACUGGUAGCAGCAGUUCAGACACUCAAACGGAAGCAAGUGAAACACCAUUGCGUAGUGAACUAAAAAGAAGGCUUAUCGCGUACUCUAUUGACGAGGAUGAAGGAAUUAAUGAAAACAACCUUUGGGAGUUUGGUCUUCCAUUUGCAGUAAAAUGGGGUAAAGUUAUCAAAAAAAUCGAGACAGUGGAAGCCAGGAAAAUAGCAAGGAGGGAAAAUUAUACAGAUCAAGACAUGAGACAGUUCAUUUAUAGUAAACCAAAGGAUGCAGCAAAUGUUGUUGUAAGUGCUGAUUGCCAUGCUCAUCCAAGUUUCUACAGAGCGUAUGUGAUGCCAGCUUUGCUAGACAAGCAUAUUGACGAUUUUGGCCUGUUUGGAAGGAAAAUCCUAAGCGGACUGAACUUGUCAAGGAAAAAAUAUGUGGAUGUUCUUAGAUCCAGCAUUGGCCCUGAAUUAGCAAAGAUUGUUGGAAUAAACAUUUUCCCAACUUUUAAAAGAAUUAUGGAUACAUGGGAGAUGGUGAAGGAUUUGCCACCUGGAGGAACUGUGAAAACACCGCUGGUGCUGAUCCCUAGACCUGAGGAUGGUCGAGAUGUUCCUGAUGAUGAGGAUGAACCAGCGCCUACCACUACCGCGGUUUGUCGCACAGCAACCAAUGUGCAGAAUUCUGUGCCCAGAGUGAAUGACACCUUCAAGAGACUAGGUCCACCUGGAAAUGAGCUUAAUGGUAACAACAAGAGACCAAGACUGGAUACCUCAGGUACUAAAAAAUUAAUCUCAAUAGUGAUAAAAAUCAGUUUUCUCCUUACAAUACCAAUCCCUUAUCCAGAGAAAAGGUUAUGAGAAUUUAUAAAAUGAUCACCUAGGGGGAAAUGCUUUGAUCUGUUUUUAGAUUUUCAGAAGAUUAGUCUGGCAAAUUUGUAUGUGGAUGUCGGGGGUGGGUGGGGUGGGGGGGGAGGGUUGUUUAAAGGGUUAAAACUGUAUUUUUUUUACUGUCAAGACACAGGUAGAGCUAAUUUGGGGUGUGUAGGAUAAGUUCCUUGGCAACUUGAUGUAACGUCCAAUUUUUUUUAUAUUCUGACAUUUGAUUAUUAUUUCUAAAUUCUGAUUUACAUGGAAUUUUCAAUACAGUAGAUGCCCCAAAAGAUACCACUGAGACAAGCAAAGCUCAGAAUGACUCUUCUGCGAGAAUUGUACCUCAGCCUAACGUCACUGAGAAGGGGCAGAAGCCUGACAGCUCAGAUAGUACAAGUACAGGGAAGGAACAGCAGUCAGACAGUAAAAACCAGCCAGCUGAAUCAAACAAGGGUCAAAAUGGACAGUCAGCAUCUGAAAAACCAGCAACAGAGAAAGGUAUGUGAAGCAGUUUGCAUGUAUGGUACAUACAUAAUAGUCAGCCCACAUGAAAGCUGACAUUCCAGACAUCCAGGGUUGUCAGAAAGCUUUGAAAGAGAUGGCUGAGUUGUCAAACUAAGCGGCCAGUCCAGGGAUAUUAAUUUUUACUUAAAAAACGCUAUCUGUAAAUAAAUGCCAAGUAGAGUAGCCGGCUGAUAACUAACCAAGUAGGCUGCGAUUUUCGUCAGCAGCCGGCUACUUUUGACAACCCUGGACAUCAUGAACGCCUUUGUUUUAACUCCUGCUGUAUGAAGUUUUCAAGUCACAGCAUGGAAAGAGAGAAAAUGUGACCCUUCAUGCGAAAAGGGGGCUUAUGGAUUUUACUAAAAACCGUGAAUUUUUUUCACGGUCACGGUGCGUGAAUUAGAGUUUUCACGGCGUGAAUUUCAAAUUCCACGCCCGUUCACUCCAUGCGAGAAUUUUUCACUCUUGGCGUGAAACUAAUCAUGUUGCGACAGAUCAGCGAAGACUUUCACGCCGUGAUUAUUUAACCGGUAUAAACUUUCACGCCGUGAAAUUAAGAGUGAACACAUUUUCACGCCGUGAAACAUGUCGAGGGUGAAUGAAAUCUAACCUGUUUUUUUUCGUUUUGUGUUUUUUCUCGCCCCUUUUCGAACUGGAAAAAAACAAGAAUACCUGGUCACGUCAAGCUAAAUUUGUGGAAGUUGAUCCCACGCAAAAAAUAAUAUUUCUCUCUGCAUAUUCAAGCCGUUUUAAAUAGCUCAUGAAAAAAAUUAAAAAAAAAACGUAUUCAGACUAUUCCGCGUUCAGGCCUGUAAAGCCACAAAUCACAAUCAAACUAGUCACAAUUUCUUGUCGAUAUUUUUGUGUGUUCAUGGCAAGUAUUUUAUUAGAUAUGCACGAUCGUAACUGCUUGUGUUUCAUGUCAAUUUGUUUACAUUGUCUGUAACUGCAACAGUCGGUGACUUUUGGCUCUUUUUUUUCUUCUCCGCAACGUGCAAAUUUUCCCAAUGUCGAUGUCAGAGACGCCUAGUUAUUUACUAAACAUGGCAAGGUUUUCACUCAAGAAACCUAACAAAAUUCUUUGCGGAAAGACUAACUAUUACUGCCAUUCCUAAAACCGGGAUAAUUGUCGUCUAUGUCGACGCGCAUUGCAGUGAAGUGCCUGAUCUUAUCUACAGUUUUGUAGCCCCAUCACACGUGCAAACUCUACUUGAUUUAUCAUGCUCCAUUUCAAGUUCCUUGUCUCUUUGCUAAAUGUUAUACUCAAAAUUUCGCCGUUACAACGAUGACCAACGAUCUGAACAGAAGGAAUGAAAUAAAUCCAAAAGAUAUCACGCAAUAUCAAAACAUGCGUUACAUAUUUCAUCUUGUCGCCACGGAGUCUAGCAUUUGCAUAACUUCGUGGAAGAGAUAAAAGCUUCUUUUGGUUGUAAAUUUAGAGAAUCUUCGGUGACUCACUUUUUAAGCGAUUUCAUCUGUUUUGCCGAAAAUCAAAAAUCAAAAAGUACUGACCAGUACAUGUUACAUUCAUGUGGGCAAAUAAAUGCUUGCAUGACAUGUAAACAAACAAUGUUACAUUUCAUUUUGACUGUUGGAAGAUUUUCACGGCGUGAAAUUAAAUUUCACGGUGACUGAAAUUUUUCACGGCAUGAAAUAUUUUCACGGCGAUUAUAAACUUUUUCACUGCGUGAAAUUUUCACGGUAGCCGUGAAUUUUUCACGGCGUGUUCACGGCGUGAAAGAGAAAUUUCACUCACAUUCCAAAAAUUUUUCUUACUUUCACGGCCUGGAUCGUGAAAAUAGGCAUAGCGUGAAAUUUAGAUAAGCCCCCAAGUCGCGUGAAGGGUCACAAAUAUCAACUUUCGGUUGCUAUUUUUCAAUGUUGGGGAUGUCAAUGUUCUCAUUGCUUGAAGGUCCCUGGUAAUAAUUAUUAUUGUGGGCUCCUCUUGUUGCCUGCGAUCCUAAUCUCCAAGUUGUUCUUUCAUGUGUGGCUAGCAUUGAUUUGGACUUCCACUAAGAAUGAAUGGUAUGCAAAGCACAUCGCUGGAGCAAGAGCUUUUGCUUUGAUCUCACCCACACUCCCUAACCUUUGGUUAUUACACGUACUAGCAUACCUUUGAUGUUGUACAUUCAGUCUAAUUAAUAAUGGCAAUAGGACUGAGUGGAGUCCAAUUAUUCAGUGUGUAAUCAUACGAGUGAUUCACAAAAUCAGACGACCGCAUAGCUGGAGUCUGAUUUGUUUAAUCGCGAGUAUGAUUACAGACCGAAUUGGAUGACACGAAGUUCUGUUACCAAUUGAUCAUAACUGUAACAAAAUUUGUGAUAUUUUAAGCUUAUUUUGAUUAAAACACAAAUUCCCAGAGUGUUCUUGUUAGCAGUAAAAAAAGCCAUUUAAGUGCGUGUGUGUGAUGGUGCAUACUGUCCUAUUACACUGUCCUUUUAGUGCUGAAAUCAGGACAGUUGAUAGCCAAUCAGAUUUGAGAAUUUUGUUACCGUUAUGAUAAAAGAUAAAAUUUGGUUAAAAUGGUCUCAACCUAGCCUGGUUUGAAGCAGGAAUUGCUGUGUCUCCCAGCCCUAGUUAUUCAUGAAUAUAAAUAAUAACAGGUAAUCUGAGUUUGGAGAAAUUGAUGAGUUUGAUGCAUUUAUUGAUUUAUUAAUUGAUAAUUAAUCUUAAAAAUUACAAGCUUUGCUCUCAGAAAAAUUGAAACGAUUCCAGUGCUGUGAACCUGUGAAAUCUAGGCUGCCCAGCAUAUCUAUGAGAAAAAACUAAGAUUUUUUAGUUACUUUGGAGCAAAAGUUAGUUACCAAGGUCCACCAAGCACUGCAAUAGCACAACCUUGAAUAUGACUGUUAAAGGUGAAAAGGACACUCAUGGUUAUCUGUGUCAAGGGGAAAACUGAUCACUACAGUGUAUCUGUGUGUUAUCCUUUCUAAAGCUUUAAAAAAUCUAUUCAAAGCAAUUGACGACUGAAACUUAAGUUCUCAUAAUUUUUAAUAAGCAACAAAUGUGAUAUAUUACACAGAGUAAAUCCUCAAUAUUAUUGGAAGACGGGCAUGUAUUUUUGCAGAUAAUUUAUUGUUUCUGAUUGCCCCAAAUCAGUGCAGAGUCAGCCUGAGAAAACAACAGACAUUCACAAUUCCACAGGGCUCUCAUUAAGAGGUGGGAGGCGGGGAUUUCCCCUGGUUUCUAAGAAUAUGGCCCCGGGCUACUUUCAUAGGAAAAUAGAAGAAAAAUAGAACCAAAAGAAAUCCCUAGCUGUUUGAUUCCCCACCUACUUGUUGUAUUUACCUGGCAACUUCAGAUCUUAGUGACAGCCCUGAAGGCAUCAAUGAUUUCCCCGCAAAAUGACAUCUUGGGAGAGAGUACAGAAAUUUCAUACUGAUGGUGUGUCAAUACCUGAUGUGAAUAGUGCUUCUAAUUGGCCAUGUGCAUGAUGGGGUCAUUUUACUACUUCUACCAGAAUCCUUCUGGGGUUUGCUUCCUUGUGCAAAUUAGGGCUUUUGCUGUAUAAGUAAUGAUCCGGUAAGGUGCAAAGUAAUUACUUUUGUUAUGUGGCAAUGUGCUUUCCCCACAUACGGGUGUAGAAGAAUGCGUAAACCUACAGAAAGGCCACGGGUUUACUGAAUAAAUGUCAGCUGUUCCCUCAGGCUAGUAAACAGACUGUGGAACAUUCCUUGGAAUCAAUAGUAGCUUGCCUGUAUUUUCACUUAUUUACAUUGUUUGUAGUGGUAAAAUCCCUGAUAUUGACUUUUGUAUCCCCCUAUUGUAGCUAAAUUCCUAUAAAUGUUUGCACUGCAAAUUGAGCUAUUUCAUUAGGUUACGAUUGUUAACUGUAAACCCUGAGAGUUUGCUUUGUAUAACCUUGAAAACGAGGGACGUACUUGCAGCAUGGUUCUUACAAUCUUGAAAAGGUCUUGAAUUUUAGUAAUUGUCGUGAAUAGUCCUUGAAUUUGGUUAAGGUCGUUGAAAAGUGCUUGAAUUCUUUAGUAGGUCUUUAAAAAUCCUUGAAAUCACUAUCUUGUCUAAAAACAUUUUGAAUUUUGUGCAUGAGCAAUAUCUUCUUCUGUUUCUUUAUUUUAAAUGCUGUUUCUGUACCUCAGAUGCAAUUGCAAGUCAUACCCAGACAUUUUACAAAGUGUUGUUGUGUAGAGUUGUACAGAAUAAUAUGAUCAACAAUGGCUGAAGAAAUAAAAAUCGCAAAUGACUCCAUGCACGUCUUAGCAGUAAUGUGUUCAAAAGGGGGUUAGAGAAUGCUGAUUUAUUGAAUAAAUCUUAGUCCUUGAAACAUGUAAUUUGUCCGUAAAAAAUCCUUGAAAUUUGUUUGUCUGGAGCUGAAUGAACCAUGUUGCAGCACUCUGCACGGGUGAAGUAACAAUAAUCAUGAUUUGCAGUACGGCAGAAGCUUUAUUCCAAGGUUAACUAUUUGUUCCCUCAUGUGAUUUUCCCUAUCUUGUUGUUAUAGGAUCUGGAGAUAGUGGGAGAGGAUCUUCAAAUUCAACAGGUGCAUCCCAGAAAGAACCGUCUGUGAUCAGUACAAGUGGUAAGUUUUUCCAUUAUCCUAAUGCAGUUGAACAACUCCACAACAGCCACCAUAGGAGAGAAGAAAGUGGCUGUCAUAAAGAGGUGGCCAUUGUGUAGAGAGGCUUACAGUCAGGGCAGGUCAAGAGUACCCCCCAAGAUGGUUGAAUCCAUUGGUAGUUGUAGCUUUCAGUUUCAUCUCUGCACUUCUGCAUACUUAAUAAGCAGUAAAUUCACACGCGAGGUAGUCAUGAAAUUUCUGCCAGCUCAGUUUUCUUGAAUUUUGAUGUAAAUCUCUUUUAAGUCCCAAUAGUGACCAAGAUCAAAUUUCUCCAAACAAUAUCCAUACACUGUCAAGAGAUAAGAAUUAAUAAAAUGAUCACACAAGAAAAAAUGCCUUGAUCUUUUAUCAAAUUCUCUCUACUAACUCUUAAAGGAAAUGUAUAGAGAUCAGUUUGGAGAAUUUGUAUGUUGAUACUGGGGCUUAAAGGGUUAAGACAAUUUUAACCAUUCAAAGAUAUUUCAAUCUGACCGAAUACAGAGGAGUUAUCGUGAAAAAGUUCACUGCUCAUUACGCAUGCAGGAAUGCGGAUUUAAAUUUGAGACUGGUUGUGGCAACAACUAAUGCACCUAUCAAUGUAAACCCAGUGGGGGCGGGGGGGGGGGAGUGUGGGCAAGGGGAUCUUAUUGGCCAUGUGCAUGAUGGGGUCAUUUUACUACUUCUACCAGAAUCCUUCUGGGGUUUGCUUCCUUGUGCAAAUUAGGGUUUUUGCUGUAUAAGUAAUGAUCCGGUAAGGUGCAAAGUAAUUACUUUUGUUAUGUGGCAAUGUGCUUUCCCCACAUACGGGUGUAGAAGAAUGCAUAAACCUACAGAAAGGCCACAGGUUUACUGAAUAAUUGUCAGCUGUUUCCUCAGGCUAGUAAAGAGACUGUGGAACAUUCCUUGGAAUCAAUAGUAGCUUGCCUGUAUUUUCACUAAUUUACAUUGUUUGUAGUGGUAAAAUCCCUGAUAUUGGCUUUUGUAUCCCCCUAUUGUAGCUAAAUUCCUAUAAAUGUUUGCACUGCAAAUUGAGCUAUUUCAUUAGGUUACGAUUGUUAACUGUAAACCCUGAGGGUCUGCUUUGAUGUAACCUUGAAAACGAGGGACGUACUUGCAGAUGGUUCGUACAAUCUUGAAAAGGUCUUGAAUUUUAGUAAUUGUUGUGAAAAGUCCUUGAAUUUGGUUAAGGUCGUUGAAAAGUACUUGAAUUCUUUAUUAGGUCUUGAAAAAUCCUUGAAAUCACUAUCUUGUCUAAAAACAUUUUGAAUUUUGUGCAUGAGCAAUAUCUUCUUAUGUUUCUUUAUUUAAAUGCUGUUUCUGUACCUCAGAUGCAAUUGCAAGUCAUACCCAGUCAUUUUACAAAGCGUUGUUGUGGAGAAAUGUACAGAAUAAUACGAUCAACAAUGGCUGAAGAAAUAAAAAUCGCAAAUGAUACCAUGCACGUCUUAGCAAUAAUGUGUUCAAAAGGGGGUUAGAGAAUGCUGAUUUAUUGAAUAAAUCUUAGUCCUUGAAACAUGUAAUUUGUCCUUAAAACAUCCUUGAAAUUUGUUUGUCUGGAGCUGUAUGAACCAUGUUGCUGCACUCUGUACGGGUGAAGUAACAAUAAUCAUGAUUUGAAGUACGGCAGAAGCUUUAACUUGAAAUCCCUUGGCCUGAAGAGGGUCUUUAUUCCAAGGUUAACUGUUUGUUCCCUCAUGUGAUUUUCCCUGUCUUGUUGUUAUAGGAUCUGGAGAUAGUGGGAGAGGAUCUUCAAGUUCAACAGGUGCAUCCCAGAAAGAACCGGCUGUGAACAGUGCAAGUGGUAAGUUUUUCCAUUAUCUUAAAGCAGUUGAACAUUUCCACAACAGCCACCAUGAGGAGAGAAGAAAGUGGCUGUCAUAAAGAGGUGGCCAUUGUGUAGAGAGGCUUACAGUCAGGGCAGGUCAAGAGUACCCCCCAAGAUGGUUGAAUCCAUUGGUAGUUGUAGCUUUCAGUUUCAUCUUUGCACCCCUGCAUACUUAAUAAGCAGUGAAUUCACACGCGAGGAAGUCAUGAAAUUUCUGCCAGCUCAGUUUUCUUGAAUUUGAUGUAAAUCUCGUCUAAGUCCCAAUAGUGACCAAGAUCAAAUUUCUCCAAACAAUAUCCAUACACUGUCGAGAGAUAAGAAUUAAUAAAAUGAUCACACAAGAGAAAAUGCCUUGAUCUUUUAUCAAAUUCUCUCUACUUAUUCUUUAAGGAAAUGUAUAGAGAUCAGUUUGAAGAAUUUGUAUGUUAAUACUGGGGCUUAAAGGGUUAAAAAGAUUUUUCAAUCUGACCGAAUACAGAGGAGUUAUCGUGAAAAAGUUCACUGCUCAUUACGCAUACAGGAAUGCAGAUUUGAAUUUGAGACUGGUUGUGGCAACAACUAAUGUAUUAAUUUUUCAAAUAAGCAAUUUAUUAAUGCAAUCUUGGAAGGAACGCUUGACCUGCCUUGAGUGUAAACAAGAGUUAGUUUAUAGAUUAUUUUUCUGUGAAGAGGUGGCCAUUAGUGGAGGUUUUACUGUACAACCUCAGGAGUUGUGUUUCCAGCUUGCAAAGAAAGUGGUGUCCGAUAGCCCGGGGCUAGUGGAUUUUGCUACUGGGCUAGUGAAUUCUGUUCUCAACUUGCCCGACAGGCAGGUAACAUUUUGGGGGGAAGUCAAAUUACAGAAGAACUGUAAUCAAUACCACUCAUUAAAAAAAAAAAAAUUGGGGGUCUAGUUAAAGUGUCUCUUGAGGUAGUACAUUCCAGCUACAGCCUGCCUGAUUGGCAAGCUGUAAAACUGACUUUCUUUGCACCCUGGGUGGGGCACUUCCUUAUAUGGCUGAAACAGGUGGAUGCCGCCAACAGGAUAUGGCUUUCAGGGUCUCAAGUUUUAAAGAGGGUAUCAGUGAUGUUGUUACAAAUAGUAGUGCUGAGUCACGGGACUCUUCUUGUGAAAAAUCGUGAGUCCCAGUCCAGAACCAUUAAGUCCCAGUUCAAGCAGUGAGCCCAAAAUUGAAAAUGUGUGGUCCUUUAUGUAACCAGACAGUUAAUCUGAAGACAGACUCCAAACUCUGCACUAUAGUAUACUGAAAUUAGAACAUAGUCCUUUUAUUUUAAAGUACAACGUAGGCUACAAGAAAUAUGCAUCAUUAAAUCAGACAACAGCCAUAAUAACUGCCACAGUAAUUACACGAACAGAAUAUUUCUACAAAAACACAUGUUCAGAUUGAUCGAUCUUUGCGUCCUACAGGAUGCACGCCAUGAAUUAUUUAGCGUCUUUGGGGAUUUUUAUGGGUCAGGCACACAGGAUGCAGAGGUAACAAAAUCACUGGGUUUGAAAUGUCUCUAUUUAGCAUUUCGAAUCCAAUUCAAAAUGCGUAAUAGAGAAAUAAGAGUGAGUAUAGUAAUAAGAAAAAUUAUUUUAUGGUUUAAAAAGGUUCUUACAAAAUCAUUUAAUGGUCAGCCAUGUAUCUUUUAUUGAUCUGGGUAAGUUAUUAAAAAGAAAUUCGCCUGAUUAUCUUAACAAUCAGGUUGUUUUUCUUAGCAUUAACUUUAGUUUGUUAAGUGAAUGUUGUUACUUCUGUAAUAAAUGCAAAAAGGAUUCCUCUCAGUUUAUAACCUAACUUAUGCAUUUGCAAAAAGAAAGAGUGAAAAAGACCAGGCUUGCCAAGAUUCAAACGCUGACAUCUGAGUCUGCAAAACUUGGUUUGCUAGCUCAAUUGGUUAGAGCUCUGUACCGGUAUCACAGAGGCCAGGGCUCUAAUCCCAGCAAGCCUGAUUUUUCCUUUUCAGGUUUUCUUUUUGCAGCUGCAUAAGUUGUGUUCGAAACUGUGAGGAUUGUCUUUGCAUUUAAUUCUUCAUUCCAUGGUACAAUGUAUGAAAUUCAUGUAUACAUUCCCUCAACUUCAUCUUGUCUCAUUAGUGUAAACUGUGCAAUUUUCUAAUGAAAUAAUCCAACAAAUAUAGAAAUACAGUUGACCCUCCACUAACGGCCACCUCUCCACAAUGGCCACCUCUCUACAACCAAACAGCCACUCCUUUUGGUGGACAGACCAUAAACCUCUUUACAAUGGCCACUUUCUUCUGUCCCCAAGGUGGCUGUUGUAAAGAGGUUCAACUGUGAUUCAUUUAGACAUUUAAAAUCUAAAAUGCAGUUGUGGGCUUCCCUCUGUGCUUCCAAAUCCACCCUCCUUCACAUAUUCUAUUGAUUUUUUGCUAGGCGCAGCAGCUUCAUCUUCCCAAAGUAAGCCAUCUACCUCUUCAAGUCCACCUCUGAUCAUACCAAAAAAGGCAACAAUCUACACUAAUGAAACCAGCAAGGCAGGAGGUUCUCCAUUACCCCUCUCUUCUGCUAAAGGUUCACCAUUAUACCUGGUUCCUGUGGAAAAACUUGCUCCCAAACUUGUUGAACAAUUCCUCAACCAAGCCAAAGGAGAUGGUGUCAAGACGCGGAGUUCUAGCAGCACUAAGAAACCUAAACAGGCAAAGCAAGGCUCUCAGGUGUUUGUCCUGAUUCCGCCAUCCAACCCCAGUGGGAGUCCUACCAUACAGACGCUGACUUCUGAAGAACAGCUGGAGGGUAGCGGGGAUAAGAAGCCACUGCUGUUGCUGCCGGCAGAUAAGGUGCCCAAAACUAUGGCCAGCCAGUCACCUACUGUGCGAAGAAAAAUGUUGAUUACAGUGAUGUCGUCACGUGAAAAUACAAGCACUGCACAGUCGGCUGCGAAGCAGAGCAUGACAACCACAAGUNGUCACCUACUGUGCGAAGAAAAAUGUUGAUUACAGUGAUGUCGUCACGUGAAAAUACAAGCACUGCACAGUCGGCUGCGAAGCAGAGCAUGACAACCACAAGUGCUUCUUCAGCAGGUGUGAGAUUAUAACAUUGUAUAUGUACCUUUUACGACAGUCCCAGCCAGAGCUAGUGUUCAAAGCUCAACUUUUUUAAAAGUCACGUCUUGGCAACCUAAAGUUAUAAAAUGAUAGCCAGACAGAAAAAUGAUAUUGGUCUUUUAUAUUAUAAAUUAUGCAUAUUGCAUGAAAGAUUUAAUGAAUCGAAAUGGUUGCCAAACCACUACAUCCAAAUGUUUGGCACAGCAAAUAAGAUCUUAACGCUUGUGUCUGGAUAUUAACACCCAGACACUCAUGCGAAAGAGGCAAAUUGAGAAAAAAAACUAGAGUGUAAUAACUGUAAACAGUAUUCAUCCAAAUGUUUAUCAUGCUCUUGCACAAGAAGGACCAUAAACUCUAACUAUUUAAAACACUAUUGUUUUGCAGCAUUAAUGAAAAACACAGGUUGUCAAGUUAGUGGCUUUUGCUGCAGUUAAUAUUUUUAGUCAUUAUUUUUCUUUUCUACUAGCCAUAGGGACAAAAAAUAGUUGCAGCUUGGAGUGCUUUGAGCAUUAGGUGAAUUUUUUUCUGGGUAAUCCAGGGUUUAAAACCCUCAGGCAUGCCUGUAAAUUAUAGUCAUCUGGUUGCUUCCUGCCAGUUCACAGUUGUUGAUCCUGUUACUUACAUUUGUAAUUUUUUUUUUUUAAAGUAUUCAAGUUAGGCUCAGUUCAAACUUCCAAACUUUUCAUACGCCACUUCCACAUUUCCCAUAGUACACCUUAUUUGCCCCCCAAAAUUUUGCAGAAACUUUGUUUUUCAUUUCUCCUGAGUAUUACAGCAGUCCCAAGAGAAAUUGAAAACAAUGCUUAUGCAAAGUUGUGGGGGGCAAAUAAUGUGCAUUAUGGGAAAUGUGGAAACAGCGUAAUCCCCACAAAGAAGUACAUGAAAAGAUCAACGUUUGAAUCGAUUAAGUCUCACAUAUCUAAUUUGGGUCGACCCAUGAAUUUAGUUGGAGUUGCCCACAUGGGAAUUUUAACAAAGGAGCGACUUUGUUUCACAUAUUAAGCCUUUCAUGAGCCAAACCAAAUUUGCAUAAAUUAUUGUAAUUUAUUUUCACUGGUAAACAUUUUAGACCAUUGUACAUUGUGAAAAUGAAUUGAAUUGAAUUAAGUUCAACGUCUGAAUCAACCUCUGAACUUGUAUCAUUUGGGUUGACCCAAAUUGCUAUUAAGUUCAACACAUAAAAAGUCAACGUUUGAACAGUGCCUUGAGUUCCUCUAAAUAACUAGAGCAUCUAAUUGCACUUGCUCUAUAAACAAAGCUUCAUAUUUUACAUUGUUAUUUCGCAGAAUUUAGAAUUUGUUUCUGCAAAGUUGACACCAGUUUGUUAAAACAGUGAAGGUUCCCUUUAGAAUCACAUUCCUGUGGCAGAAUUAGCCCCAUUCAGUAGAGCACUUGACUGUAGAGUGGGAGGUCAAAGGUUGGAUUCUCGGGCCUGGACCAAUACUCAGGGUCUUGAAAUAACUGAGAAAUAAAGGCAUUGCAUUUCUGAUUUGCCUUUCAAAUGGCAAGACCUUGCAUGGCCUGGAUGGAUAAAAUGGCACUCCCGUCUCCAGUGGGUGACAAAAAAUAGUGUCGCCAAUAAUCAGUACUUUUGUGCUAAAUAAAUUUACACUGAAAAAAGUGCUUCUUUUUUUGUUCCUAAUUUACCUGUGAAAUAAUUCUGUUCAUUGCAUUGUGUAGGAGAUCAACAGAGGCCUGAUUCCGCUGUGCAGUCAAUUACUUCACCAAUCAUGAGUACACAGGAAAGUGACAGCAACACAGGUACAACAGCAACUCUUGGGUCGUUUCUCCAUUGUUGUCCACAAGGAGUAGGCCUACCUCCUAGUGGUCUAUGUUCACAGUUCUCAAAUCACAGACAACAAUUAUUGUGAAGUCGAGACCCAAGAAGUCGGUUUCUAAGAAGUCGGGAGGAUACCACAGGUCACCCAAGCUCUGUGCCUGACGAGGUUAAUCAAAGUCAAGGGAAAAGUUCAGAAGAUGCUGAGCCUGAGUUGAAAGAGUCCACUGAAAGAACAGAAUCAGCUGCUUUAUCUUCUGGAGACACUAACACACCCACUGACCCAUGUGGAAAAACUCAGGCUAGCGGUACUACUGUGAGCGCAGAUUCAAUGGACAGUGAGAAGACUGGUGGGUUGGAUUUCCUAAGAUCAAGCUUAUUACCCAGCGAUAUGACGUUAGAUCAUCUUCUCAAGGACAUGACAGGCAAUGGUUCAGGUGGUGAAGCCAGUGCCAUGUCGCCUCUCGAUAUAUCUGAAGUCAUAAGUAGUUUUGGAGAGUUGCCGGAUGAGUCCAGUGCUACGGUCACUGAUGAUACUGUAACCACCACAGUGCAAGGUGCAGCCUGUGACUCUGAUACCGAGACCAGAAGCAGUAGCCAGGGUAGCACUGUUGGUGAUGAUAAUAACCUCGCUACUAGGAGACAGUCUCCCAGGCGGGGACCUUCUGCCACCAAGUUAACACCAGUGAGUUCUUUAGCAGAAACUUCAUCUCCCAAUACAUCAGGUACGUUUAAACUUGAACCUGUAGGUUUAGAGGACUUAAAUUCCCACCCCUCAACCCCCACUCCCCACUGAGGGAAUGGAUGUCAGUUUGUUUAUCCAUAACCCCGCACUGAGUUUUACGAAAGAAGCCUUUGUUAUAGUGGUGGUGUGCUGUGGAACAGCUUGCCUUUGGAGGUCAGACAAUCGACAUUCAUGUAUGUUAAAGAAGCUCAAUUUUGAUAGUGAUUAUUACUUAAUAAUUCAAUAGUUUUGUGUAAUUUAACACAUGGCUUUCUUAUAAUAGAAUGUAAUUGUACCUGAAGGAGUUACAGUGUUUAUAUAAAGUUUACCUUGCCCUCCCCUCUCUAAUCAGUCCCCCCUUUUUUCAGAGGAAAAAGGUUCAGCCCUCUCCCUUCCCCCACCCCCACCCCCCUUUCCUUACUGAAUGUUCUUCACAAUCAAAUUAAUAAUGAUAGACUGUAUAUUUAAUUAAUCCCCACUUAAUUACUUCAUGCGAACUGCUCCGGUAAGGUUUACUGGUAGUUGGAUUUUUUUUUUCAUUUUUGGCUGCAUGACCUCCAGCUUCAUGUGCUUCAACUUUUCCGCUUUGCUUUCUUGUUUGUUAUUGAGGAUUGAUUUCAUGUUCUGGUCGUUUGAUUAAUAGCAGUAUAGCGCCCGGUUUCGCUUUUGAGGAUCCAGCUUAAAGCACUCCCCAUAGGCUUACCUAGUUCAAGUUCAAAAAGUUCAACAUAACAAAGGGAAAAAAGUGCAAGGCAGCCAAAGGAGCCGAGCUUUCGAGUUGGCUACCACCACAGAGUGGUUACAAGUGGGUGGAGGUUAUACUCUCCACCCGUCAUCUUUAUCAUCACUCCAUCAUUGUCCUAUUAUUUUCCUUUUAUUUUUUUUCUUUUGUUUUUCUUAACACCAAGCUGUAAAUUUGGUUUGCUUGUUAUGGGUGGGGCUUAUACAUAGGCUCAGGGUAAAUCAUGAAUUGAACCAAGUCCCUUGUUUCUUUCAGAAGCAUCAGACAACGAAGAUGGAAGCCCCCCGAGAAAACGUCGAAAAACCCCAACAAGAUCCUCUGUGCGUUCCUCCACCCAAGUCACCUUCGUCCCUGAUAAAGAUGUCGCCGGUAAAGCGUUAACAUCAAAGCCAAAGGCACGAAAAUAGUUUUUUUCUCUUGUUUACUUUUCUGCGUAGUAACAGAAAUGACAUUUAUUCAUUUUUGCUAAACAAAACAUUACUACAGCUCUCUGUUCAUCCUUGGUUAAAAAAAAGCUAGUAACAACAUUUGGCUGUCAAGUGUAUUUAAUCUCCAAAGGGUUUCUUCUUUGAAAUACCUUAAUUUUGGGACCUACGUGUCCUGUAUUGUUUUGUCUCAACAUUCGUAUCAUAAUAGCAGUUUUAGUGAGGACAAAAGUUUCCUUUGUGGCUUAAUGUGUAUCGCAGAAGAAAGCAUAAAAAUUACGACAAAUAUAUAAGUAUGUUUACAUCUAAUUAUUUCUAAUCACAAGGCUUUGCUAGGAUUAUAAUUGAAUUUUAAACCUUUUACUCAUAUACGCAGUACAGUUUUUUUUUGCGCUUGUAAGUCGUUAGGCUAUACGUUGCACUACUUGAUGUUUCAAAAGUCUCGUUUCUAGUUUCUGUCGAAGAUUUGAAGAAUUAGACCACCUUCGUACUUGUUUCGUUGUUGAAAUACUGCAUGUAAAACUGAGCUCCUGUAAAAAUUCGUCUAUUUGAAGUGUUAAAUCCACCAGAAUCCACUUGUUUUGCGCGCGUGUAGGGAGUUGACUUGUUAUUAAUUACCUUCCUCCAGACUUUCUUACAGAGAAAGGAGGAGAAAAAAAAAUAGAAAUAUUUUAAAUUCUAAUUAGGGUUUUUGAUAUGGGGCGAGGCUAGAAGGCAAUUGUUAGCCACUAUCUAUUGAGCAACAGACUGACAGUGAUUAUAUGGUAUUGUUUGGGGCAACUUUUUUUAGUAACGACCGCAUUAAACUUGUAUUUCCAUAUUGUAGACCACUGAGAUAUAUUUAUCCUUAGCGAUGCGGUUGGUAGCUUAAUCACCGUUUAAGAGAAAUUUUGGAGCAUAUGU